AUGUCUCUACGCCAAAUGCCCCCUCAAAGCAAACCAUUCUCCAUCGCCAUUAUCGGCGGCGGUAUUGGCGGACUUUGUCUAGCUCUAGGACUCAUCCGUCGAGGCAUCCCCGUCCAAGUCUAUGAACAAGCCCCUGAAUUUGGCGAAAUCGGUCAAGGAGUUGCAUUUGGGCCUAACAGUGCUCGCGCCAUGAAAUUGGUCGAUCCAGCGAUCCGCGAAGCAUUCGAUAGACUCGCCACCCAUGCCGCCGAAGAAGAAACAGAAGGUAUUGGACGGACUUGGAUCAACUUCCGUUAUGGGGGCGAUAAUACGGACAUGAUCGCCAAGAUUCAAACAUUCGAUUCAGAUUUGACUGGACUUAGUAGCGUCCAUCGGGCGAGAUUCAUGGAGGAGCUGGUGAAGCUCGUGCCAGAGGGAAUCGCAAACUUCAACAAACGAUUCUUUAGUAUGAAGAAUCUUGAAAGUGGCCAAAUCGAAAUCACAUUCGCUGAUGGGUCGACUGCAAGAUCAGAUGCUGUUGUGGGAUGUGAUGGCAUUCGAAGCUCUGUCCGCCAAGUACUUUUGGCAAGGAAGAGCGCCGAGGAGGAUCUGUCGUUUUCUGGUACGGUUGCCUACAGAGCUAUCAUUCCCAUGGAGAAGGCCAAGGAAGCUCUUGGAGAGGGCUUCGCCGUCAACGCUCAGAUGUUUCUUGCUCCAGGGGGUCAUGUUCUCUGUUAUCCGAUUGAUCAUGGCAAGACCGUCAAUGUUAUUGCUUCGGUGAACAAAGGUGAGGCAUGGAACCAUGAAGGGUGGGUCAUCAAAGAUGCAAAGUAUGAUGACAUGAAGAGGGACUUUGUUGGAUGGUGUGAUGAAGUUCAGAAUGUUAUAUCUAUGAUCAAAGACCACCACCCAGACAAGUGGGCACUCUUCGAUACAUUACCCCUUCCCACAUUCUACAAGGCAAACGUUGCUCUCCUCGGCGACUCUGCUCACGCCACACUUCCACAUCAAGGUUCCGGAGCAGGCCAAGCCGUCGAAGAUGCACUUAUUCUUGCCGAAGUCCUCGCAGAUGUCAACACCAAAACAGCAGCCGACAUUCCAAUGGCCUUCAAAGCAUACGAUGCCAUCCGUAGACCGCGGUCUCAGAAAGUUGUGAAGACGAGUCGGCAAGCUGGGGAGAUGUACAACUUUCAGGGCCCGUAUGGCCGUGAUCUGAAUAAACUCCGUGACGAUGCCUUGUCGCGGUUCCACUGGAUCUGGUAUGAGGAUAUGGAAGUUCAAAUUCAGCGCGCGACUGCUAUGUUGGGUGAGGUCAUUGCAAGGCUAUGA
Cadophora gregata is the source of this 1308-nucleotide messenger RNA. RefSeq lists its product as uncharacterized. Bases 1 to 1308 code for a protein of 435 amino acids. Gene Ontology annotation, biological process: secondary metabolite biosynthetic process. Gene Ontology annotation, molecular function: FAD binding. Lineage: Eukaryota; Fungi; Ascomycota; Leotiomycetes; Helotiales; Ploettnerulaceae. The record is from RefSeq and is a predicted model, not a curated record. The transcript is spliced from 2 exons.